Xiphophorus hellerii (green swordtail) is the source of this 1940-nucleotide messenger RNA. It is a transcript of the gene adhfe1, whose product is annotated as alcohol dehydrogenase iron containing 1. Gene Ontology annotation, molecular function: alcohol dehydrogenase (NAD+) activity; metal ion binding. NCBI's taxonomy places the organism in Eukaryota, Metazoa, Chordata, Actinopteri, Cyprinodontiformes, Poeciliidae. Bases 422 to 1591 code for a protein of 389 amino acids. Gene Ontology annotation, cellular component: mitochondrion. The record is from RefSeq and is a predicted model, not a curated record. The transcript has 13 exons.
UUGAAAGGCGGCGGCCCAUUCUGGGUCGGAGCAGCUGGAGGUUCGGAUAACAUGGCGGGUCGGGACCGGAUCGUUCACCUUCUCAGACAGCUGGAGCGCACGGCGUGCAGAUGCCCCGCCCACUCCCACACCUUCCAUCAAGGUAAGCUUCCCAUUGGUCCGCAUGUUGACCAGACCCAGCUGGGCCCGGUCCAGCAGAACCUCCCGGUUCUGAUCCGUGUGUGUGCGUAGGAGCGGCAGCGGCCGGCGACAGGAAGACGGACUACGCCUUCGAGAUGGCCAGCUCCAACAUCCGCUACGGCGCCGGGGUCAGCGUUGAGGUCGGCAUGGCUCCGGUCUCACCUGGGAUCCGCCUCCAGGUUUCACAUGCCGGGUCCGUUUGCAGGACCUUCAGAACCUGGGAGCCCAGAACGUGUGCCUGAUGACGGACCGGACCCUGACCCGCCUGCCGCCCGUGCAGGCCGUCCUGGAGUCCCUGGUGAGGAACCGAGUCCGUUUCCAGGUGUUCGACGAUGUCCGGGUGGAGCCCAGCGACUCCAGUUUUAAAGAAGCAAUCUCGUUUGCGAAGAAGGACUCGUUCGACGUGUUCGUGGCGGUGGGCGGCGGCUCCGUCAUCGACACCUGUAAAGCCGCCAACCUGUACUCCUGCCAUCCUGACGCCGACUUCCUGGAUUUCGUCAACGCUCCGAUAGGGAAAGGCAGGCCGGUGACCAGAACCCUGAAGCCGCUCAUCGCAGUUCCAACAACCGCAGGCACCGGCAGCGAGACCACCGGGGUCGCCAUCUUCGACUACGAGCCUCUGAAGGCCAAAACAGGUAUCGCCAGCAGAGCGCUCCGACCCACGCUGGGCAUCGUGGACCCGCUGCACACUCUGAGUAUGCCCGAACGAGUCGCCGCCAACAGCGGCUUCGACGUGCUGUGCCACGCUCUGGAGUCCUACACCGCCCUGCCCUACAGCCAGAGGGCGCCCUGCCCCACCAACCCCAUCAACCGGCCCGCCUACCAGGGCAGCAACCCCAUCAGUGACGUCUGGUCCCGCCAUGCCCUCAGUGUGGUCUCCAAGUACAUGAAGCGGGCGGUGCGGGACUCGGAGGACUUGGAGGCUCGCUCCAGCAUGCACCUGGCCAGCGUGUUCGCUGGGAUCGGCUUCGGGAACGCCGGAGUCCAUCUGUGCCACGGGAUGUCCUACCCCAUCGCUGGGAAUGUGAAGACUCACACAGCCAGGGGCUACAGUGUGGAGCACCCCCUGGUGCCUCAUGGACUCUCCGUCGUUCUGACGGCGCCGGCCGUCUUCAGCUUCACUGCACCCAUGUGCCCAGAGCGCCACCUGGAGGCCGCUGAGAUCCUGGGUGCAGACGUGCGGCAGGUGAAGCGUGCGGACGCCGGCGCCGUUCUGGCCGACACGCUGCGCCGCUUCCUGUUUGACCUUCAGGUGGAGGACGGACUCGGCGCCGUCGGAUACCAUAAGGACGACAUUCCGGCUCUGGUGAAAGGAACGCUGCCUCAGGAGCGCGUGACCAAACUGUCGCCACGGGCGCACACCGAGGAGGACCUGAGCCGCCUGUUUGAGACCUCCAUGAAGCUGUAUUGAGCCGCCUGCAGCCACCAGGGGGCUCCACCGUCACCCUGCUGUUAAUUAAUCAGCAUUUGGCCGGGUCAGAACCGGGUCAGAACCGGUCUCUAAUGAAUUGUGAUUUAAAGCUUCAUGGAAAACAGAUCCAGAACCUGAAGUUCUGAAGGAAUCAAGUGAUGAUUUAUUGGAUCAGAACCGGGUCGGAUCAGGACAGGUCUCUUGAAUCAGGUUUUAAAUCUUCAGUGAUUUAUUCAUCAAAAACAGAACCUGAAGUUCUGAAGGAAUCAUGUAUUGGACCGGGUUGGAUCAGAACCAGCUGGUUUUGUGAUUUUAACUUUUUGAUCAGAAUAAAAUCGUCUGAAUCUGC